AUGUCGGCCAGUGUAUACAGCAUCAGCCCAAGCACCAACUUCAAGGGCAACGAUGGCAACUGGUCCACCUUCACAAUACAGGUUGGAACACCACCUACGUUCCUAGAAGUGUUACCUGCCACCUCUGGACGGUCAAUAUGGGUCGUUCACCCACAAGGUUGCGAGUUUUCGGACCAGCCAGAUGGCUGUCAGGACGCAAGAGGAGGCAUUUUCAGUCCGGUCGCGGAGGUGUCAAGCACCUGGAGCAACAUUGGCGAUGCGAACCAGUUUUACGACCUUAACUUUGGCCCAGAAGAGCCACUCAACAGCGCCUUACCAACCAACAGCACAUAUGCAGGUGCAUCAGUCCUUGGAACCGACCUUGUGACAUUUGGGUCAGACGGCGGUUCAGAUGCUCCAGAACUGAGGCUACAGUUUGUCGCAGCAUACGCAGAGCGCGUCCCAUACCUAGGAGUCCUUGGUCUGUCAGCAUUCAACGAGACCCCGAUCAACCGCAACGAGCCCUACAGCAGCCCCCUCGGUGCCUGGAACAGUACGGACAGAGUCUCAAGCGCCUAUUAUGGCUAUACUGCUGGUGCACAUUACCGCACCGAAGACGACAGGCUUGGUAGUCUGGUCUUUGGAGGGUACGAUGCUUCACGGAGAGACCUCGGUCGAGUUGUGACGGUCCCUUUCGGCGCAGCAAAUACAAAUCGAAGCCUUGCGCUCACUGUGCAAGGCAUCACGCUCACGGAUAUUUCGCAAGCGCAAGCCAUAGAUAUGCAGCCACUAGCGAAUGUGCUGAUUGACUCAGUGGUACCAGAGAUCUGGCUUCCGGAAACGAUAUGCAACAGUUUCGAGACAGCGUUCGGGCUUGUGUGGAACAGCACCGCCAGGAUGUAUCUUGUGAGCGACGAUCAGCACAAUCGUCUCACUACACGCAAUGCAUCUGUUACAUUCUCAUUAGCCAGGAACUCAACGGCCAAUAGCACGGCGAUAACAUUACCAUACGCAGCACUUGCGCCCUUCGCUGGCUACCCAUUGCUUGAGCCCGUAACCAACGACGCGACACUGCAACUCAGGUACUUCCCACUCAAACGAGCGGAAUCCACCAAUCAAUAUUACCUAGGGCGCACCUUCUUGCAAGAAGCGUAUCUUGCCGUCGAUUAUGACAGGGAAGAGUUCUAUGUCUCCCCAGCGAAGUUCGGUUCUGGCGAACCAAGCUUGCAACAAGUGUACUCCCCGGGGCGUGACAAUGGUCCCUCCGGCUUGCGCGGUGGUGCUAUCGCGGGAAUCGUUGUUGGAGCUUUGGCGGCGCUUGCACUUGCCGGUGCUCUGGGGUGGUGGUUCGGCUUCAAGAAGCACAGGCAGGAGAGGCGACGUCGAAAGUCCAAGUCCUACGGCGGCACAUCCAGCAUUGGCGGCACAACCAUCGAAGCCUGGCAAGAAGGAAUACCGCCUGGCCAUGUUGAGCACUACAAACCAGCAAUGUCGGAAGUCGGAAGUGAUCAAGACCAGCUCAAGCAAGAGCUCGAUGCGACCGCUACUGCCCGCGGUUCAGCUGCAUUCCAUCGACACGAACUUUCGGCAGGCACGAUACGCAGAGUCAGCGAUCAGUCGAGAGCCAGCAUAUCGCCUUUGGAAAACAGGAGGAGCCACUACCGAUCCGGAUCGUACGGCGUGCCAUUGCCACCAAGCGCGGAUCAGUUGGGAGCGCCUUCACCACCAUUGCCGGGCUCAGAGCAUCCAUCGCCGCCACUGUCGAGCGGGACUAGCUGGUUUGGAGGACCUGUUGAACUACAUGGCUUCUCCAGAGGUAGUCCGGCAUCACCUUCUACGCCGGCUAUAGAGGAGGUGCCACCAAUCCAGGAAGGCUCUCAGCCUGCUGAUCGCAACACUUUGAAUCAUCUUGAGGGCUCGAAUGCAUAG
Fulvia fulva is the source of this 1908-nucleotide messenger RNA. RefSeq lists its product as uncharacterized. The transcript has 2 exons. Gene Ontology annotation, molecular function: aspartic-type endopeptidase activity. Gene Ontology annotation, biological process: proteolysis. The record is from RefSeq and is a predicted model, not a curated record. NCBI's taxonomy places the organism in Eukaryota, Fungi, Ascomycota, Dothideomycetes, Mycosphaerellales, Mycosphaerellaceae. Bases 1 to 1908 code for a protein of 635 amino acids.